GCAAGGUUUCCGAGCGGACGAGCUCGGAAAGGCUCGGAAACGCCCAGCAGCCCCCACCCCGCAUACCUCGCUCGUUCGCUGGACGACCUGCUCUCGCUCCCGACUCCCCUGAAGCAACCGCCGGCGGCGGCGGUUCCCAGGGGAUUUAGGAGCUCAAAUUUCCGUGGUGCCAAGGUUUCUGUUACUAUCAGAUAGGAGCCUGAGGUGGUCAACGAAUAACAUUUGGUUAACACUUAAAAGCUGACGUUACGUAAUUGGAACAAUGCCUCCUCAUAAGAUAGAGACUGGGCACCAGGAUGUGGUGCAUGACAUCGCGAUGGAUUACUACGGGAAGCGCCUCGCCACUGCAUCCUCUGAUAACACAAUAAAGAUCAUUGGCGUAAGUGGCACCUCGCAGCAGCAACUUGCUACUUUGAGCGGACACCAGGGCCCAGUUUGGCAAGUCGCGUGGGCUCAUCCUAAGUAUGGUUCCAUGCUUGCAUCCUGCAGCUAUGAUGGGCGGGUUAUAAUAUGGAAAGAAGGGGGCAAACCUGAUGAGUGGACACAGUUUCACACUUUCACUGAGCACAAGUCUUCUGUAAAUUCCAUUGCUUGGGCGCCUCAUGAACUCGGCAUCUGCUUGGCUUGUGGUUCAUCUGAUGGGAACAUUUCAGUCUUCACAGCUCGUUCUGAUGGUGGGUGGGAGACAACGCGCAUCGACCAGGCUCAUCCAGUGGGCGUGACCUCUGUUUCCUGGGCUCCAGCGAUGGCCCCUGGUGCCCUAAUCAGCCCAGGGCCUUCUGGGCAGUUUGAAUAUGUUCAGAAACUUGCUUCUGGUGGCUGUGACAACACUGUCAAGGUGUGGAAGCUCACCAACGGAAGUUGGAGGAUGGACUGCUUCCCAGCCCUUCAGAUGCACAGGGACUGGGUGAGAGACGUCGCCUGGGCUCCAAACCUAGGCCUCCCAAAGUCCACAAUCGCCAGCGCCUCUCAGGAUGGAACUGUAGUCAUCUGGACAGCGCCGAAAGAAGGCGAGCAAUGGGAAGGCAGGGUUCUGAAUGAUUUCAGAACCCCUGUUUGGAGGUUGUCAUGGUCGCUGACAGGAAACAUACUGGCGGUCUCUGAUGGCAACAACAAUGUGACCCUGUGGAAAGAAGCUGUGGACGGUGAAUGGCAGCAAGUGACUACCGUCGAGCCAUAGAUGUUUCGUGUUCUACCUCUAGCUGCAUUUAUAUCGCUAUCAUAACAAAUGUAGUCUGUCUUUAUUUUAUCUGUAUGGCUUCGAUUACAAGUGGUAACUCCCCGUGAUUGUUAGGCUGUUGCCUGUGACAAGCUUUUUUCUUGGUCAAAAAGCAGAUAAUUUGGAACUUCUAUCCCAAUUGGACUCAUGUAUGGUUACGAGGACUUUUGCCUGGCCAGGCAGCUGUACGUACAACUUUUUUUUUGUUUGGUUGCAAACCUGGCCUGAGACAAAUACUUUAAAUAUUAAAUAAAUAGAUUUGAUGGCUGA
Triticum dicoccoides is the source of this 1489-nucleotide messenger RNA. Its product is annotated as protein transport protein SEC13 homolog B-like. Gene Ontology annotation, molecular function: protein binding; structural molecule activity. Bases 263 to 1180 code for a protein of 305 amino acids. The transcript has 3 exons. Gene Ontology annotation, biological process: protein import into nucleus; COPII-coated vesicle budding. Gene Ontology annotation, cellular component: nuclear pore outer ring; COPII vesicle coat. NCBI's taxonomy places the organism in Eukaryota, Viridiplantae, Streptophyta, Magnoliopsida, Poales, Poaceae. The record is from RefSeq and is a predicted model, not a curated record.